AUGUCGUUUUGUUGUCAUAGCCCGUACACAAUGCAACAAAAACUCAUACGAAUAGAUAAAAAAGCUAGCCGGUUCGUUACACAUUGCCAAAGCUAUGAAAAAGGAAGAUGCUAUGAUUCAUGA
Phytomonas sp. EM1 is the source of this 123-nucleotide messenger RNA. NCBI's taxonomy places the organism in Eukaryota, Euglenozoa, Kinetoplastea, Trypanosomatida, Trypanosomatidae. The record is from the annotation of a GenBank genome assembly.